CUCGGCCUCUAUCAAAAUGAUUGUUCCCAUUGAAAUUUCCCGACAGAGACAGACGGAAGCAGACGAGAAGUUACACGGUGGAGAAAGAAAAGUGCGUUGACAAAUUGUGAUCUCAACCUUGGAAGCUGGAUGGAGGAGAUCUGCGAAGUGAGAAAUUUAUGAAUGAAAGGGAAGAUAUGGCUCCCGGAGGCGGCCGUUCUUCUUCUAGUCAAAGUACAACUGAUCAUCAUCAGCAGCAGCAACUGAUCAACAAGAUCAACAAGUUGUUGAAACUAAACAAUGAGUUGAAUUUAAAGGGAAUAUACCUGAAACCAGAACUGGUAGAAUGGUACAAAUCAUUUACAGAGUUACACCUGAGGUGGGUGAAAACCAUGGUGUGUUACACUGGGAAAUGGAGUGAGGAGGAUAAAGCCAAUUACCUUCCAUCAUCAACAACCCCGCGCCUGCAAUAUCAUCUGGAUCAGAUCUUCUAUUUCGUUUCAGGGUACCAUUAUCGGGACCACCAAACCACCCAAUACGUUGUUCAUUUUGCUAGUAUGGCGCUUUCAAAGGGCUCCGGUAGAUGGCCCCGGCAUCUUGGGGAAUUCCAGGAUCGAUUUGCUCUAGAUUGUGGCAAAUUGUUGAGAAUCAUGAAGUCCCAACCUCGGGUGCCGGGGGUCGGUGAUUUUUACGAGUUUGAAUCCUCGGUUCGGGAGUUCCUCGGGAGUAUACCACUGGAACUGGGGAGUUUUGAUAGGUUGGUGAGGAAUUUCAGACGAUUUAGCAGCGGUCAUGAUUGGAGUACUUCUCUCUGUGUUGCGGUGGACACAGAAACCCGGGCCGUUGCAACUUCAUUGCAGACUCUGGCUCGUUUGAUUCGUAAACUUGAGCAGUGGCUGUGCAGCUUUCCUCAUAAGGAACAACACGAGGAGAAGUUGCAGGGCUGUAUAUCUGUGGCAGGCGCGCUGGUUUUGGAAGUGGUGCUUGUAGCUUCGCGGAGUCAAAUGCUAAAUAGAAGUGGUUACGUUAUUCCAAACACCAUGACUGAAGGUUGUGCCGAAAUGUCACGGGCGCUUUCAGUUCAGAAUCCACAAGUGACGGAGGUUUAUGGCCAAGUUCUAGACGUGUAUUGGGAAAUCAUAAAAGUGGCUGCACAACAGAUCCAUGAUUUCAGGGCCUUUCUCCAAUUAGUAGAGAAGCACGUUGAUAUCGUUCAUGAUAUCUUGGAUAACCCAUUGAUGGAUUUGGUUGAGAAACUGGAAGAUCACAAUAGUAAAGUGGAAACUUGGCUUAAGCUAAGAUUUGCACCUGUAGUUAGGGAAGCCAAUUCUUUUCUAACUUCCGCAAUUCCAAACAUUUUACACCUGAAAUUGCUGCAGAAACUUGAGAUCAUCAAAGCAGAGAUGUUCAUCCAGGAGCUACAUCAUCUCAAGUCCAAAUUUUGUGGCUCCAAUCGAGCUGCUACCAUACGGGAUGCUUUUCAACUCCUGAACGGAUUGUUCAACACACCAGACCCAGAGGUGUGCCUGGAUGAUGCAGGAAAAGCGGCAUUGAUUCGCAUUGAAGCUUUGUUUAGAGAAGCAGGAAGAUUGACAGAUGAUGUCGCGAUGUUUAAAUCAAGUCUCGGAAUGUACAAGCUUUUCAAGCUAGAAGCGACAGUAACGGUGUUGAUUGACACUGGGGAAAGCUCGAAGUUCCAGGCCAGUUAUCGGUUAGAAACUCUUCAGAAGAGUUUGCUUUUCCUCAGAGCACUUCUCUCAGAUCCAACAAAUGAUGACUAUGUGGAGGAUGGAAAUGUCUCAACAUUUAUUGAAGCACUGGUUGAUCAGACAACAACUCUGGUCUGCUCCCUGGGCAAUUACAAAAUUGAAAAGAAUCAGCCAACAAAAUUUGAUGUUUUUCUUCCCCAUUUGUCUAAAAAGAUUGAGCUUAACUCAGCUCAGAUAAAGGCAGCUUACCAGGAAAGUCACUGGAGGCCAUUCUUAAGUUUCCCGAAGAAAGACGGAUUUCACUUUGUUGUUUCUCUCCUGGAAGACUUGAAGAGGUUACUAACAGAUAAGCCUGAUAUUGUUUCUUUCUGGAAAGAUCAAGUUGAAGAGUGGCUCGCAGAACUAAAAGUGCUGUGCGCUUUUCUCAGAGAUUCGGAUGGCCAGCGGCAAGUUACUUCUGAGGAGCAACACCUGAUAUGCCUGAUAUAUGAGGCUGAAUAUAUCAUCCAGCUUUUUGAAGUUAAAGAUGGUCCACCUGUAUGGUUCCAGAAGAUGGUGCUUUUCAAUGCCAUUGAAGAAAUCAAGAUGAUCAAGUCACAUCUCCUUCAAUAUUUUAACCACAACAAAGCAACAGCACAUGAUGAUGUUCAUCAACCACCUCUGGGAAGUGGGUUGUUGCAACCAAGCAACCCCGCAACUGAUGAAGUCGUAGUCGGGUUUGAUGAUCAUGCUAAUUUUAUAAUUGAUAGCCUUAAAAGUGGUCCACCAGAAAGGCAGAUUCACUCAAUUGUUGGAAUGGGAGGACUUGGCAAGACAACAUUGGCAAAGAAAGUCUUUGAUGACAUUUCAAUCCAGUACCAUUUCGCAGUUCGUGCUUGGUGUUCUGUUUCCCAAGUGUAUCGGAAGAGAGACUUGCUGCUGGAUUUGUUGGACGAUUUUGUCCAAAUUACUGAUGAAUUCAAGAGAAAGGAUGAUAACGACAUAGCUCAAACGCUUUAUCAGCGCUUGAAAAGAAAAAGGUACCUCAUUGUAAUGGACGACAUGUGGAGCAUAGAGCCGUGGCGCGACCUGAUGAUUUCAUUGCCGAAUGACAGUACAGGGAGUAGGAUUUUAUUCACGAGCCGAUAUCAUGAAGUCGCUUUGCAAAGGGAACCUUAUGUUCUUCCUUUGCUCUCCGAGCGUGAAAGCUGGGUUUUAUUUCAAGAGAAGUUAUUUCCUGGAGGAACCUGCCCUGAGCAUCUGCAACAAGUGGGAAGGCUAAUUGCAAGAAACUGUAAGGGUCUGCCUCUUGCAAUUGUGGUCAUAGCUGGCCUUCUUAAGAACAUAGAGGUGAGAAAAAAUCGGUACGAAGAAUUUGCACACCGUUUCAGGACAUAUAUAGUUGACAGCCAACAAAGCCAGUUGAUGGAUAUCCUGGAGUUUAGUUAUCAUCAUUUACCUCCACAUCUCAAACCUUGCUUUCUUUAUAUGGGGACAUUUGUGGAGGACCAAGAAGUCCCAGCUCAAAAAUUGAAAAUGUGGUGGAUCGCGGAAGGAUUCAUUCAGAAAAUGGCUGGGAGCAGCUUAGAAGAGACUGCAGAGGCCUACUUGGUAGAAUUAAGAAGUCGAAGCCUGGUGAUCGAGGCCAAGAAAAGAUCUACAGGCCGCGGAACUAAAACAUGUCGUAUACACGAUAUGUUGAGGGAUCUCUGCUUGGAGAAAGCCAGGGAAGAGAAUUUCAUGCAGUUGAUCUCGAAGAGGAAUGCUGGAGGUAACUCAUUUACUAGCAUGUUGUAUCGACUCUGUGUCCAUUCAGCAAAACGCCAUUUCGUUAACUCGGAACUUUUUGGUCCACAUGUCCGUUCACUACUGUACUUUCCCACCGAUGAAUCAACUAAAGGUUCCAGUAAAAAAACCUGCAGUUUUGAAAACUUCCAACUGCUCAGAGUGUUGGAUUUGGAACACAUGACUCUAGGCAGAGGAUUUCCCCCUGGGAUCGAGUCCAUGAUCAGGUUGAAUUACCUGGCGGUUGGGGGGAGUAUAGGUUCAAUUCCUUCGUCAAUAGCUCAACUCUUGAACCUGGAGACUCUUAUAGUAAAGGGAACAAGACCUCAAGUCGUGGUACCAAGUACACUUUGGAGCAUGUCUAGGUUGAGGUAUGUUAAGAUAAAUCCUCGAGCUGUUUUUGAUCUCUCUGGCCCUGAAUUCGAGAAUUCUGUGGUGUUGGGUGAUCUGAUUGCCCUUUCCUCACCAGUUUUUGGUCUAAUAGAAGAAGUGGAAAAACUGUUGAAAAGGUUGAUUCGGUUGAGCAAAUUGAGAAUCAUCCUAGGACGGACCUCGUUGUGGCAUUAUUUUGGUAAGUUUCCCGAACUGGCCGGCUGUUUAGAUCGACUGGAGUCACUGAAGAUAUCAUACCAUGGUCCGGUUUUCUCAGUUGGAGUCUGCUUUCCAUUGAAUCUGAAAAAAUUGACAAUGUCAAACUUUCGCCUGCCAUGGCGACAUAUUGAGGCCGUUCGACAACUACCCAAUUUGGAAGUCCUGAAAUUGGAAAGCAGAGCUUUUGAAGGGAAAACAUGGGACAUGAGCGACGGCGAGGAUGAAAUCGAGUUUCCUAAGCUGAAAUAUCUGAAGUUACGCAAUCUGAAUCUCGCAGAGUGGAAUGCGUCAGCGGAUAAUUUCCCAAGUCUCGAGCGACUAGUUGUGCAAAGCUGCAGAGAACUUGAGGAAGUCCCUUGCAGUUUUGGGGAGAUAUACACAUUACAGAUGGUUGAGAUGAAGUGGUGUAGCCCAUCUGCAACAGCUUCUCUUGAUCCAAUCUGUCAGCAACAACAAGAAGAGUUGGGAAAUUUGGAGUUCAAGGUCUUGAAAGUGGACUAAUGGAUGAUAAAGUCGGUCAAAAGAGGAGCUGGAAAUAAGAGAUUGGAGGUGUUUUGGGCUAAUUUGGACGAUUAGGGACCUGAUUGAAAAAUUAAACAAGUUUUGGGGAAAAAAUAACAAAGACAUAAACUUGGAGGACCAAACUGAAAAAUUCGGGAUUCUUUUCUCUUCCUGUUCGGCUGACCUAAACUUUGAAUAAAAAGAGACACUUAUAUUUUAUUUUUAGGGCAGCCGUGCAUAGGCCAAAGGCUAGCACCUCAAACCUUUUAUUUCUUCCAAUUUUUCUUGAAUUUCCAUGGAGAAUAAAGCCGCCAUGUUUCCGUCCAUGAGUGGCUAAUGAUUUUCUUUCUGAUUCAAGGGAUUUAUUCAGUUAUUCCAUUAUGAGGUUUUGUUCUUAAUUUAUUGUUCUUGCCUAUGAUUUAAGUAUUUGUUGAUUCUUGUAUUAAGUUAUGAAAGUAGAUGUCAUUCAAAUUGACAACUUGAUUUGUUAUUUUCUUUUAGUGUUAUCUGCUAGUUGAAUGUUACGUAAUAGACAAGAACCGGCAGUACUGAGUAACAAUUAGACAAAGUAUUGGUGAGAUAUUAAAUAUGCAUGUUAGUUUAAAUGUGGAAUCAAUGAGGCAAAGUCUAAAUAGUUGCAACUAUCUCAAUUGUUUAGAUUUUGGUUCAACUAUAUUUCCUUGGUAUUUAUGCUGUCAUUGUUUGGUAUGGAACGCUAUCGUGCCCAGCCGAAUUAUGAUAAUGGCUAAUUGAGUGCUAGGCUUGAUUAGUUAAUUUAGGAAGAUUAAUUGAUUUAUUACGGCUAUCCUAAUAGAUCUUUGGUUGAAUGCUUAAAUUGCAAGAGUAGUUUUAGUAGCCUGUUAUUAAUGAAAUAAUUGAGUUAUCCGUCCCUUGAGUCAGAAGUCUGUUACUUUGAUUUCUUUUCAUUUAUUUAGUUUUUGUUAUUUUAAUUUCAUUAUCAUAGAUUUAGAACAACAAUCCAAAAAUCCAUCUUUGCAUUAAUUUGAAGGAAAUGAUCCGUUGUUCCCUGAGGAGACGACCUUACUUCUCUAUACUACGUAGUUUGAAGUAUAA
This is a messenger RNA of Oldenlandia corymbosa var. corymbosa, 5618 nucleotides long. The record is from the annotation of a GenBank genome assembly. NCBI's taxonomy places the organism in Eukaryota, Viridiplantae, Streptophyta, Magnoliopsida, Gentianales, Rubiaceae.